AUAAUAGCCUGCAGCCACAUUCGCUCGUGCAGUUAGUUAUAUGAUCAAUAUACACAAAACACGAGAAGCAAUCGAUAAAACAGAAAGAAGAUGGCUUUUACAAGUCCAGAAGAAUUGAGACUAGUGAUGCUAGGAAAAACAGGGGCUGGUAAAAGCGCCCUAGGAAACAGUCUGCUGCAGAAGAAGCUGUUCCAGUCUAACAAUUAUGGGGUGUCUGUCACCUUACACUGCAAAUUUGGAAGCAGGCAUCUUGACAUUGGAAAAAAGUUGGUGGUCAUCGACACACCAGGAAUAUUCGACACCAGGAAAAGCAACCUUGAAACAUCAAAAGAAGUUAUAAGGUGCAUCGGCCUAUCGUCACCAGGUCCUCACGUCUUUAUCUUCGUCCUGAAGAUCGGUCGCUUUACCCUGGAAGAGGCGGAGACGACCCAGCACCUCAUAGAUUUGUUUGGAGAAGACGUUGUCAAUUACGUGAUCAUUGUAUUCACUGGUAAGGACUCCCUUGAUUACGAUGGUAUGACCAUUCAGGAACAUCUCCAGCACUGCCCGCAAGAACUACAAUCACUGGUUGCUCAGUGCAAUGGGAGAAUAGCUACCAUUAACAACCGAGCACCACCACCGGCAUUAGCAAUGGAUGUUAAAGCUAUUCUAGAUUUGAUGACGCAGACCGUGAGACAAAAUGGCGGAGGAUACUACACUGGGGAGAUGUUUGAAGGAGCGGAAAGGGCAUAUCAGGAAAAACUUCGACUUCUCGAGGAAGAGAAAAACAAGAAAGAGCGGGAACUAGAACAAAAGGCGCGGGAAAUUGAGAAAGAGGCGAAGAGAAAGAUGCGAGAACUUGAAAACAUGGAACUAGAAAAUAAUGAGAAGAGAGAAGAAUUAGAGAGAAUUAAAAGAAGACAACGUCAAAGAGAGGAAGAAUUAGAAGACGAACUCAUAAGAAUAAAGAAUGUCGAUCCGAGACAAGACUAUCGAGAGGAUGUUGAGACGAAAGACGGCGUCCUUGUUGACAUUGCUCGGUUUAUAGAAGAGGUUGGGCGCGGUAUGGGACGGGGCGUCAAAGGUGCGUGGAACGGAAUCGUUGGUUGGUUUAGUAGUUAGGUCUUAAGUUGACCGAAGUCGGUGUUACCUCUAUCCAACAAACAAAUUUGAACUGAAGUUGGCAAACCUAUAAGCCAGGGAACUUAUAAUAUAAAAACAUUUUAUUGCUACUACCAUUGGCUAAGCAUUAAAAUCAAUCUAAUAUUAUCCAAUCAAAUUACUAAAAUUUGGAUUUUAUCUUAGUUGAAAUUUCGUGAAACAGGCCCCAGGUAUUCUAUGACCCCCAGCUUUCAUGAAUUGUGAUAAAAACCUUAUAACGAUAUCAUAAAAUUUCACUAGAAGCUUUCAUAAAAAUAUAAAGUUUUGACAAAAAA
Molecule: messenger RNA, 1415 nt
Organism: Patella vulgata (common limpet)
Lineage: Eukaryota; Metazoa; Mollusca; Gastropoda; Patellidae
Product: GTPase IMAP family member 4
Exons: 3
Coding region: 91-1101 (336 amino acids)
Molecular function (GO): GTP binding
Source: RefSeq, a predicted model, not a curated record